AUGACGGACAAAAAAGCGUCUGUGCAUUCGCAUUCGCACUGGCGGAACGUGAAGCGCAAGGCGUGGCAACGCGAGCUCGUGGCCAAAGUGGUCGAGCUCGUGGCCUGCAACGACCACGACUCGCUCGCGCUCAUCGCGCGUACGAGCGGGAUUCCGCCGCAGCUGCGCAGGGACGUGUGGCCUGUGCUCUUGAAAUACCACCCGAUGGUGAUAUCGCCCAAUAUCUUGUCCAACACACUGGCGUGGGACUCCCAGAAGAACAAAUGGCACUACAGCCAAGAGGCACGCAGCGGCGAAGAGAUCGAAACCAGUAUCACACAGGAUCUGCGCAAGUAUUUUCGGCGCAGGAGCGCCGCAGGCACCAACGGGCCCAGCGGCCUCGAGUCCUCGCGCGAGUCUGCAGAAGAGAAUCAUAUCGUCACCCUUCUGAAAGGCUGCAUUCUCGAGUUUCUGGCCAAGUGGUCGCGUCUUUUCCGGUACGAAAGCGGACUCGCCUGGAUCGCAUUGGCGCUGGCUGAGUGGAUCCCCAUAGACGACUCCAACCGCGUUCUGCAGGGCAAACGCCACGAGUCUCCCGUUGACCUGCUGUCGGAAUAUCCGCUCCCGGACGAACUCAUCCAACGACUUCCCUCCAAACCGGAAUUCAACUUCUCGCAGAUUUACGAAAGAAUCGUGCUCGUCAUUCUCCACUGCCCGGACAUCGCAAUGGCCCAAAAGCUGGCUCAGACCGAGUCCCCGAACUUUUCUGCUUCUCAGUACUACCCUGUUCUUUCUGGCGGUGAUCUGUCGUUCCAGAGCCAAAUUUUCUUCAAAGUAUUUUCCGUCAUUCUACCCGAGCUUUACCAACCCAUUGCCGAGGAAGAGACUCUCAGACCUUCAAAAAAGGCCAACUGGAUCUACUGGUGGUUCAAAUGUUCCGGUACUCGCGUCUUUCACAAGCAGGACAGAGCGAGGCUGUGGGACUCUUUGUUAGGAUGGCGUCCGAAUCCCGCUUGCAUAAAUUUUUACCUGAACUACAAUAACAAAGUGUUUGAGCAUUUGUACUCCACUACAGCGUCCACUUCAAUUGACCAGAUCUUUUUCGACAAAAUUUGCAAAUACGGUCACGACACAUUUUGGUUCCCCGAUCUCGAUACGAUGAGAUUAGGCUCCUCAAGACUUAAAUGCGAUUUCCAAGUAUUCUCAGAGUUACUCAGAAGAAACAAGUACGACGACAGCGACCUAGAGAGUCUCCCUAGCGCAAAUCUUGGGUUUCAAGACGAUACUCAAAGUCAGGACGUGGACAUACCGUUUUCACUAGUAGAUCCACACAUACAACUUGUGUUUGUCUACAUUGCAAUAUUACAGCAACAUGAGUUUAAACUCCUAGAAUUCGAAGAGGCUGAAAUCUCUGAAUUUUUGAAUAACGUACCGCCCUUGUCUCGAUCGGAUGAUCACAAUUACAGACAUCUCUAUGCACCAGAAGAAGACCAGCGCUCCGUGAGCUCUAGUGAAGCGGAACAAGAAGAAAUUUCUAAAAAGCCGACUUCAUCGUCUUCCAAUUCCCAUAUGUUGAUAGAAGUCGGCGACGAUGAUAAAACUUCCUACUCUUUCGAUGACAUUUUCAAUUGCGCAGGCGACAUUUGGCGAAAAUGGAUAUGGAGAGAGUUACAAGAAUACUCAUGCGAUUGA
This is a messenger RNA of Lachancea mirantina, 1671 nucleotides long. NCBI's taxonomy places the organism in Eukaryota, Fungi, Ascomycota, Saccharomycetes, Saccharomycetales, Saccharomycetaceae. The record is from the annotation of a GenBank genome assembly.